GUGGGCAGUGAGAGCGGCGCGGCGCUGAGUGCUGGCGGGCUUCGCGGAGACCCCCGAGCCGACGCGGCGGGCGCCCGGGGUUGGGGAAUCACCGCCGGUAGCCAUGACCCUUGCAGUCUGUCCCUCCGCCUCCGCCCGGGGAGUCUAGUAUCCCCCGGGGUCGCGGGCAGCCGCGGGGAGAGGCGGCCGCUGCUCCCCGCGUCACCCUUGGCGCCCUACCGCACUCCCGGUCCCGGAGCUGGGAGCAGCGCGCCCCGGUGCAAACUGGGGGUGUCCGCCGGACCCGCCGCCGCCCGGGGCUCUGGCCAUGGCCUGGCGGGGCGCCGGGCCGAGCGUCCUGGUGGCGCCCGGAGGCGUCGGGCUCCGUGUGGGACUCCUGGUGCUGCGGUUGCUGCUGCUCCUCGGGCCGGCCCGGGGCUUCGGGGACGAGGAGGAGCGGCGCUGCGACCCCAUCCGCAUCUCCAUGUGCCAGAACCUCGGCUACAACGUGACCAAAAUGCCCAACCUGGUGGGGCACGAGCUGCAGACGGACGCGGAGCUGCAGCUGACCACGUUCACGCCUCUCAUCCAGUACGGCUGCUCCAGCCAGCUGCAGUUCUUCCUUUGUUCGGUUUAUGUGCCAAUGUGUACAGAGAAGAUCAACAUCCCCAUCGGCCCAUGUGGUGGCAUGUGUCUUUCAGUCAAGAGACGCUGUGAACCUGUCCUCAAAGAAUUUGGGUUUGCCUGGCCUGAGAGCCUGAACUGCAGCAAAUUCCCACCACAGAAUGACCACAAUCACAUGUGCAUGGAAGGGCCAGGUGAUGAAGAGGUGCCCUUGCCUCACAAGACCUCCAUCCAGCCGGGGGAGGAGUGUCACUCUGUGGGAACCAAUUCUGAUCAGUACAUCUGGGUGAAAAGGAGCCUGAACUGCGUUCUCAAGUGUGGCUACGAUGCUGGCUUAUACAGCCGAUCAGCUAAGGAAUUUACCGACAUAUGGAUGGCGGUGUGGGCCAGCUUGUGCUUCAUCUCCACCGCCUUCACCGUGCUCACCUUCCUGAUCGAUUCCUCCCGGUUUUCCUACCCUGAACGCCCCAUCAUAUUCCUCAGUAUGUGCUAUAAUAUUUAUAGCAUUGCUUAUAUUGUCAGGCUGACUGUAGGCAGGGAAAGGAUAUCCUGUGAUUUUGAAGAGGCAGCAGAACCCAUUCUCAUCCAAGAAGGACUUAAGAACACAGGAUGUGCAAUAAUUUUCUUGUUGAUGUACUUUUUUGGAAUGGCUAGCUCCAUUUGGUGGGUUAUUCUGACGCUCACUUGGUUUCUGGCAGCAGGACUCAAGUGGGGUCAUGAAGCCAUUGAAAUGCACAGCUCGUAUUUCCACAUUGCGGCCUGGGCCAUCCCUGCCGUGAAAACCAUCGUCAUCCUGAUUAUGAGACUGGUGGAUGCAGACGAACUGACUGGCCUGUGCUAUGUCGGGAGCCAGAACCUCGACGCCCUCACGGGCUUUGUAGUGGCUCCCCUCUUUACUUACUUGGUGAUCGGAACCUUGUUCAUUGCUGCAGGCUUGGUGGCCUUAUUCAAAAUCCGCUCAAACCUUCAGAAGGAUGGGACAAAGACAGACAAGCUAGAGAGGCUGAUGGUGAAGAUCGGUGUCUUCUCAGUGCUAUACACAGUUCCUGCAACCUGUGUGAUUGCCUGCUAUUUCUAUGAGAUCUCCAACUGGGCCCUCUUUCAGUAUUCUGCAGAUGACUCUAAUAUGGCAGUGGAGAUGUUGAAAAUCUUUAUGUCUUUGCUGGUGGGCAUCACUUCAGGCAUGUGGAUUUGGUCUGCCAAAACUCUUCACACCUGGCAGAAAUGUUCCAACAGAUUGGUGAAUUCUGGGAAGGUAAAGAGAGAGAAGAGAGGGAAUGGUUGGGUAAAGCCUGGGAAAGGCAAUGAAACUGUGGUGUAAAGUCAGCUAGUCUCCACAUGUUCCUCAUUUUGAAGGAGGGAACACCAGCAGUUCUGUGGUAAUGCUACUAAGCUUUCUAUGCAGUGAAUCUCAAUACGAACAAACUAGCAACACUUAAAAACAACCCCCCUCAACUUCCCACCCCUCACUCUCAUCCCAGCAUCAUAAAAACCAAUGAUUUUGCUGCAGACUUUGGAAUGAUCCACAAUGGAAAAGCCAGUUAAGGGCUUUCAAAGCUGUGAAAAAUCCAAAUGUUGAUCACUUUAGCAGGUCACAGCUUGGAGUAUGGAGAUCCUAGCUCCACUCCAGGAAACCAGGGCGAUACUGUUUUUCCCUACAAGGUGGGAUCUGUUCUAUGAGUUGGUAACUUACAGGGGAGAAAGAUUCGUUUUUUUUAGCCCUUAAAAAUUUUAAAUACUAACUAGGUCUUGCAGUUAACAAAGUGAUCUGUAAACACUGGAAAUGCUCGGUUUGGAGAAGUGUUACAAGAGUUUUAUAGUUUGGCUGAUCUAACAUAAACAUCUUCGUGGUACACUGUCUGCUGUUUAGAACUUGGUGGAUUGCACUCCCAAGAGGUGGUGUCAAAAUCUUUCAGUGCCUUUGUCAUAAAACAGAAUUGUUUGAACAAACAAAAGUACUGCACUAAUGCACAGAAAGUAUCCAGUGAGUUUUUAUUCUCUUUCCUCCUCUCUUAAAAUUUAACAUCCUUGUUCUAGGCGGCUGCUGUUUUCUUGAUUUACACUAAUGAUUUUUUUAAAAAGGUAUUUUUAUAGGAAUUUUUGCACUGCAGCAUGCCUAAUGAGGGGAAAAGGAAAGGUGAUUUGCUUUCUGACAAUCACUUAAUUCAGAGGAAAAUGAGAUUUACUUAAGUUGACUUACCUUACCAACCCCAGAGACCUAUUGCAGUAGUAAGCAAUAGGAGGACUUAAUAUAUUUUUCUUCAUGUGAUUGCAUCUAUGCAGACGCCAGUCUGGAAGAACUGAAAUGUUAAAUUUCUUGGCAACUUGGCAUUCACACAGAUUAGCUGUGUAAUUUGUGUGUGUCAAUUACAAUUAAAAGCACAUUCUUGGGCCAUGACACAGUAUACUCAACUGACUUUCAAACUAUGGUCAGCUCACAUUCUUAGAAUGAUAGUGCCUUUUUUUCCCUCGUAGCAUAAGAAUGUUAUCAGAGUCUGGUCUGCUUACCACAAUGGAGACUUAUUCAAUUAUGUAAAGGGGACUAAGGACAGUUAAUCCAACUACUUGGUGUAUGAUUGUUUCCUAGUAAUUGGCAAAGGCUCCUUAGAAGAUUUCAUUGGAGGCAGUGUGGCCUGCAGUAUUUAUGUGGUGCUUAAUGACUCUCCAGAAUGCCAGCCAGGAGCUGGAUUGGUUAGCAGGGAAUAAAUAAAGUGUAGACCAUAUGAAAUGAACUGCAAACUUUAACAGUACAGGUCUUAAUUGCCUUUUGUGGAAGUAUCCAAAGCUUUAAAAUUUUAUGUUUCGGUCCUCACAAGGGGGUACCUCCUAACAGUCUACUCAGAGUGGCUGUUCUUUUAAAAUGGUGACUGGUCUUUUCUCUGAAACCACUGUAGGCCUUCUGAUCACUAGAUCUCUCGGACAAAAUGUUGUGCACAUCAUAGGUUGCUCUCCUCGUAAUCCAUACCUGUCUUUGCUUCAGCAAUUGUACUUUAAUCAUUAUUUAUUAAUUUAUGCCUUAAAAAAAAAACGAAUGGGAAAACUCUUCAUUCUCCCUCCUCAUAAUACUUGGUGUAGAAACCUGUGUAGGGAUGCAAAAUUCCAAAUAGAUGAUUCUGUUCUGAAAAUGAGAAUCCUCUUCUAUCCCCCUUGGUUUGAGCCUGACGCCCACAAUUUGCCAGCUUCCUUCCCUCUUUCCUGUUUGUUCUCGCAGGUGAGUGCGUUGGUGAGAUCAAGAUGUACAGAAGAUGUGCAUUUUAUGUGUUUGGAAAGGAUGGUCUUGGGGCUUUUGAGAGAAAAGCUGCAUGGGCCCGGUGGUGCCUGUGGCUUGGUGCAGUCCGGGUACCUAGGCUGAAUUUGGAGUUAGGGCUAUGGGAACUCCCUGUGCUGCUUGCAGACCGUUCCCAUGGCGGGCCCGGGCCCUGGAGCAUGCGCCCAGGGGCAGAGCCUGCACUUACUCAUUCCCUUCUCCGCCGUCCUGGGAAUUGUUCACAGGCUCUGGCCCAGGAAAGGGAAAGAGCACCGUGCCGCAAGGGGCUCAAGUUUGUGCCGGAGUGUAGGAUUGGAGGUGGUGUAGGUUUCUUUGUAAUGCUUCAGUGAUUGUGUGACUCAGGCAGCAGCCAGCAGAGGGCAACAGGAGGUGAUCAGUAUCUGUCAAUGAUUAAGGUUAUAAUAAUCAUAACAACCAAAGAACACAUGAGUGAACCUAAACACCUGGAUUCUGAGUUCUAGAGUUAAUGCCUGGCAACAUUUGGACCCUCUGCCUUACCAUUCUUCUCAGGGAGGAGGUACAUUGGAGCAGAAGGGGAUGUUGGUGCUGACUGGAUUAGUAGCCUUAGUAAUGUCAUAGGGUCAUAGGCUUUUUUUUUUUUCCACACUGUAGACAAUAAAGAGUGUUUAUAGUUUCAGGAAGGGGAAAAAAAAAUAACUCCGUGGCAGAGGAAUCAGUUACCAGUGACCUUCAAGUGACUCUGCCACCUUGAAUUGUAUUUGUUUAAAAAUUAAAAACUGAGUUAGUUAUCAGCGUGCUGAUGGAAUGACGCCUGCUCUGGUUUUCUAAUGCGUGUAGGAUAGGCUGGAGCAGGGUCCUCUGGGCUUUGCUCUUGUCUUUGUGUGUGACUGGAGGCCUCUGGCACUCACCUUGAUUCACUUAGGGUCCUUCCCACAAGCAUCUGCUGGGCCUCACAUCUGCCCUUUCCCAGUGUUCCUCACAAAGUCAGUUCCAGUGGUUCUGAUGGAAAAUAUCCCCUCCACAUGGUGGCAAUGUCCACAGAGGUCGUCUAGGUCGACUGGACUGAGGAAUUGGUUCCAUGUCACUGUGGGACCAAUGGCGGUGGAGGAGGACAUGUUUGGGCUUGGGUCUCCGUGUGAUCGUGUGUAGGUAUAUUUGAGGACAGUCUUGCUUAGGGAAAAAGGUUGGCUUUUCUUUCUUGGAAAUCUAGAAGUAGGUAUAGCUGUAGCUUUCUACCAAAAUCUCGACAUCCGGAGAUUUUAGCAAAUAAAUCCAAGGAUACCUCUGUCCAGGCUCCUUUCUGGUAGGCUCUUUUGUCUCGGUUCAUAAAAGCCAAACCUCAGGGCAGGCAGAAAAACACGGAGGAGGGUAGAACUGGCCGGAGCCGUCUGGUUUUGCUCCUUGGUUGAUUCAUAUCCUUCUUCCUUUGUGGAGACCUGUUUCCUGGUUACUGAAACUGCUUCUGAGUUGGCGUCCUGCCCAGGGACCUGAAACUGGAGAAGAGGUGACCCUUCCGUUCCCUGAGAUGCUCUCUGACUUUCUUACCCUGUCACCUGCACUCCCCAAACCCAGAACCUGGGAAACAUCUCAGGUUUGAAAUCAUUGUUCUAUUCAGCACCCUACUUUUGAGCUUUCAUUCCCUGCUUGGCAGGGAAGAGAGAGAGAGAGAGUGUGUGUGUGUGUGUGUGUGUAUGAGUGUGUAUGUGUGUGUGUCAGAGCCAAGCUAGGUCCUGAGGACAAAGAUGUGCUCCACAUCCUGAGUCCUGAAGAAGAGGCUGAUUCCAUUUAAAGGGGUUUCACCAGGAUGUCACACCCUGCCUUGUCACAAAGGGCCACAGCAGCAGUUAGGGGAAGGGGCCGCCGAGCACAGACUUCGGGAGGAGCCUCUUAAGAAAGAGCAGUCUACAUCCUGAAUUUUGUUCUGUGAUGGAGGGCAUUGGAAUUACUAUUUUUCUUUGGAGUUGGAGUGACUGUUUGGAAUUAGAGUGACUAUAUUUUCUUACUAAUUUUCUUCAUGGGUAGGUCCCACAUCUUGGAAACUCCUUCAAGAAUCAGAUACUAGAGCCUUCAGUAAGGGAUUUGGUUUCACUGUGGCCUGGUUAGAGUGCUCUCUUGCUACGUCUGGCCACACACAUAGGUGGUCAUGGCUUGACAAGCCAGCUGGCCUUGUAGUAGCUCAUUGCUGUUUCUGCUUUGCCUUCUCUUUGCAUCAGCACUCGUACUCACCCAGGUAGUUGGUGGAGGGUCUUUUGGGGUCCCAUAGGAGCUGUGUCUUCAAAGUUUAUGUACCUCCUUGAAGGCCUGCUGUAUGCAUUACAUGACCCCUCUUAUCCUAGAAAGCUUAAGUGGGAGAGGGGCUCUUCCCCAUGAAGGCGAGGCCACCGUUCUUUCCCGGCUGUGCAAGUUUCCCAGUCCACUUAGUAGGCUCUGGCCCUGACUUGGUUGUAGGCAUUGGACGGUAAGCUGCUCCCUUAGAUCUCUGUCUGUGGGCCAUCUAGGUAGAUCUCUUUGUUUUCAACCUCACAGGGAUGUUGUGAGGUUUAGGAUGGUUAGGGAUGAAGGCUCCUUGAGCUCUUCCUCAAAAGGCAAACUAAUUAUCAGGUGCAAUCUCCAAAGGUAACAGCAUGAUUCAACCUGCUCGGUGCAGCAGUCGCUCGUGGUUGUGUUGCCUUUGCUCGGGGCCCCCCAUGCCGCCUCCCCCCCCCAGCGCCAGGCACCGGAGCCCGCCAGGGGCUUCCAGAUGUUGGACAUAGAGGCUCCAGGCGAACUCCUGCUAAUGCAUGCUCGGAAUGAAGCACUGAAUCACAAAGGAAACGGACCCUGCUUGUAAGGAUGUACAAAAGUAUGUCUGCAUUGAUGUCUGUACUGUAAAUUUCUAAUUUAUCAACUGUA
This is a messenger RNA of Perognathus longimembris pacificus (Pacific pocket mouse), 6724 nucleotides long. RefSeq names its product frizzled class receptor 4 (gene Fzd4). NCBI's taxonomy places the organism in Eukaryota, Metazoa, Chordata, Mammalia, Rodentia, Heteromyidae. Gene Ontology annotation, biological process: canonical Wnt signaling pathway; retina vasculature morphogenesis in camera-type eye; non-canonical Wnt signaling pathway. The transcript is spliced from 2 exons. Gene Ontology annotation, molecular function: Wnt receptor activity; Wnt-protein binding. Gene Ontology annotation, cellular component: plasma membrane. The record is from RefSeq and is a predicted model, not a curated record. Bases 308 to 1924 code for a protein of 538 amino acids.